AGAUCUUCUUGAGAUCUUAUAUGGUCUCCUACAUGGAAUUAAUACCUGAAAACUUGCGAAAGAUGAAAGAAGCAGAGCAAAGAAUGAUAGGCUACGACGAUGGAGGCAGCACCAGGCUCCAUCGAUGAAGAAGCUUGGAAAGGGCCGAAAGGCUCAGAAGGUUGGGACCAAGGAGGAGAGGAUUGAGGGGAAGAUUUCAAAGCUCAAAUCCAAGACUGAGAAGGCUGCAGAGCUGAGGCGAUCGAAGAGGGCGGAACUUGCAAAGCUAGCCUUCGAGAGGUACAAUAGAGACUCAAAUUAUUGGUUAUUGCACGAUCGUAUCUCGGAUUUGUUUUCAGCAAUGUUGGCAUCCGAUGCUGAGCAGUUGAAAUUAGGGAAUCUAACAAAAUGGUGCCCUUCUCUUGAUUCAUCCUUUGACAGAUCAACUCUGUUAUGUGAGAGCAUUGCUCGUCGAAUGUGGCCUAAGUAUUCAGUUGAUGAGUAUAAGGAGACUGAAGAAGAACACUAUGCUUAUCGGGUUCGUGAUCGAUUAAGAAAGGAGAUUAUUGUUCCAAUCCGCAAAGUUAUUGAGCUACCGGAAGUUUACAUGAGUGCUGGAAAAUGGGACCAGCUUCCAUACAAUCGGGUUGCCUCCGUUGCAAUGAAAGCCUACACAAAAAUCUUUAAGAAACAUGAUGAAACUAGGUUCUCAGACUUAUCCAGAGUUAAAGAAGGGAAGGAGAAGAUUGCAGCUGGGGCGUUGCUCCCUCACGAGAUUCUUGCUUCAGCUAAAGAUGAAGAGGCUGGUGAUGUAGCAGAGCUCCAAUUGAACGGAAUGGAUUUGCUUCAAAAGGGCAAGUUGAAGAACUGCAUUGCAGUCUAUGAUGUCUCUGGAAGCAUGUACAGGACUCCAGUGAAAGUCUGUGUCGCUCUUGGGCUGUUGAUAUCAGAGCUCAGUGAAGAGCCUUGGAAAGGGAGAGUGAUCACUUUCAGUGCAAACCCUGAGCUUCAUAGAAUCGAAGGGGAGAAGCUUAUGGAUAAGAUCUUGUUUGUGAAGAGAAUGGAUUGGGGAGGUAACACUGAUUUCCAAAAGGUGGUCGAUAGGUUGCUUGAUGUUGCAAAGAGUGGGAAACUUAAGGAGGAUCAGAUGGUGAAGAGGGUGUUUGUGUUUAGUGAUAUGGAGUUUGAUCAGGCUUCACCAAAUUCUUGGGAGACUGAUUAUGAGGUGAUAUGUAGGAAGUUUAGGGAUAACGGGCACAGGUCUUGCAUACCAGAGAUUGUGUUUUUGAAUCUGAGGGAUUCGAGGUCGAUGCCUGUGCCUUCUAUAGAAGGGGUUGCAUUGGUGAGUGGGUUCUCGAAGAAUUUGUUGAAGAUUUUCUUGGAAGGGGAUGGAGAGAUUGAUCCGGUGAUUGUUAUGGAGGAUGCUAUUUCUGGCAAGGAGUAUCAGAAGCUUAUGGUGUUCGACUGAGAGGAGAUUAAUACAGUAAAUAUGACUCAAACCUUCUCUUUCGUGAAAUGAGAAUGCCAAUCUUUCUAAUUGAGCAAUAUGUUGAAUUUUAUUUAGUUUUGUUGUCAGUGAUUCCAAUGAUAUUGGAUUAUUGGUGCAUUUCCUUUUUCUUGAUUAA
Messenger RNA from Asparagus officinalis (garden asparagus), 1604 nucleotides. RefSeq lists its product as uncharacterized. NCBI's taxonomy places the organism in Eukaryota, Viridiplantae, Streptophyta, Magnoliopsida, Asparagales, Asparagaceae. The record is from RefSeq and is a predicted model, not a curated record.